ACCACCCUCCACGCGGCUCGGUCACAUCCUAACCGAACGCAACUUGUUACGGUCCCAGCAAAAACAAUAGAUCAACGUGCAUGGAAAUCACAAACGUAAAAUAACAAACAACACACUUUGCGCUUACAAAAACUUAGACAACGUUUGCCAUGUCCUUAACGCUGCAAUUGUUUCUCAUAGUUAUUGUUUUUUUGGCAGAUGUCAAACAGCCGAUCGAUCAAUCGAUAUCGAUAUCUUCGGUAAAAGAUACUAUGGGCAUUAAAAGGAAGUUUUAUAAACGCCUGUUACUAUGUGGAUUACUGGUUAAUAUGCUGAUAGUGUAUUUUCUGUUGAAGCAACGUCUUCAGGUCUCGGUAUCUGAAGUAGAAGCUCCUGAAAUGGACAUAUGUUCCUUUCCGAAUUUAAAACCCUUCGACAAAGAAGUGCUGCGAUACAUACGAUCUUCUCCGAUAAAAAGUAUGCAGUGUCCUAGAGUUGGUCCCGACUUGUUUGCCUCGGACUUGUCCACACUCUAUCAAAUCCAACACGACUUCAUUGAUUACUCAAAGAUACGCUGCUUCUACAAAACUAAUGGUGAUUGGAUGAAGUUUUACAAAGCACUCGAGAUCAACCAUGCGAACGUCGUCCAGGUCAAAUGCACGCACUUGAAGAAAACUGUGCACCGAGAUUAUAUCACUAUAGUGCCUCACUUGCCAAUAAAAUCAAAGAAGUCUUAUAACGUUUUAGUAUUGGUCCUCCGGGAUUUGAGUCGCAUGAACUUCCAUAGAGAUAUGAGGGAAACGCACAGAGUGACGAAGAAGUUACGAAUCGUAGAAAUGCAACGACCGAACGUUAUCUCCAUGGACGAUCACUCCAACCUAGUCACAAUGAUGAGAGGAUGCCCAGAUAAGAGAUGCGAUGGAGAUUUUGUUUGGGAAGAGUUUCGGAGACGUGGCUUCCUCACCGCUUAUGCUGAGGAUGGAAUCAAGAAGCAUUUGAAUACCACAGAAUAUAAUUUUGAUUAUGAUUUGAGACUCGAUAAUAAUCUGCAAGACUUCUUCGGCUCGAAAUGGAACACCAACCUUCAUCCGUUAUGUAUGAGAAAUCGGAAAACGCACGAGGUUCUGCUAAAAUUUGCAAAGCAACUCUUGAAUCGCUCAUAUUUAUCGGACCAGAAUUUCUUCAUUUGGAUAACGAUUAACGCUGUGAAAGGUUCGGAGGAUCGUGUUAAAGACUUGGACGUGGAUUUUGCCAGAUUCUUUGAUUACUUAUCCAAGGCCGGACAUCUGAAUGAUACUUUUGUGCUGUUCUUGAGUGAUAGAGGAAACCCUCUCACUGAUCUUCAUAAUAUUCAAAGAGGUUUCGUGGAAAGUUUACUUCCCUUCCAUUUCUUAUCCGUUCCCGGAUGGUUUAAAUCGGAAUCAAGAGUUGAUUUUAAUAACUUGAAAAGAAAUCGGGAUGCACCAAUAACACCUUACGACGUAUAUCAUAGUUUGAAGAGUUUAGCAAACUUCGAUCAGCCUCAUUUAGGUAUAUUUUCUAAAUUAUCCAAAGACAACAACCCAUAUAUUCCAAGCGAGUACAAGGCUUGCUAUUGGAGACAGAUUCCUAAUAAUGAUUCUGAAGCAUUGAAAGCGGCGAGAUAUUCUAUAGAUUAUGUUAACUAUAAAGUGCAGAAUACUGAAUGUUUAAUUAUAAAUUUGAAGAUUAUUGUGAGCGUUAGAUACACGAAUAAUGAAAAUAUUUACGUGAUUAGAUUCUUGGUGAAUCAACUACAAAGCCUCUACGAAUGUGUUGUGUACAAACAUGGAUAUAGACUGCUUGUAAAAAGUGUAAACAGGGUGGGAAUAUUUGAUGAUUCGUGCGUCGAUGAAAAUUUGCACAAGAAAAUGUGCGUUUGUCCAAACACGUAA
Molecule: messenger RNA, 1892 nt
Organism: Nicrophorus vespilloides
Lineage: Eukaryota; Metazoa; Arthropoda; Insecta; Coleoptera; Silphidae
Exons: 3
Coding region: 150-1892 (580 amino acids)
Source: RefSeq, a predicted model, not a curated record